GCUACGACCUGGCCAUCCUCCGCUCCAAUCACACAUUUACAGUGUAAAUGAUGCGUCUGGGCGCCGCCGUCCUCACUCAGCGUUCCUACAGAGAUAGGCCGGGGACAAACAGCAGAAGUCUGGGGGAAUUAAGGACAGGGCUGCUGUUCAUGAAUAAUUCACAGAUUAGUGAAGGUCAAGUUGCUAUGGUGACCGAACAGAAGGGGAGCUGCUUAAACACUGUACAGCCGUGGGCAGGCGUGACUCAGCAGCGCAGGAAGGCAGAGCAGGACGGGGUAAACAAGCCUCCCGACGAACCCCAGCCGACGUUCCAGCAUGUACAUCAAGUUCUGCCGCGGCUAUGCUGAGGAUAAGAAGGAGGAUGUCAAGGAAAGCCUGUCCUCCAAGUUGUCGGUGGAACUGGAGGCAGAGAAAGGGACUCCGACGGAGGGACGCGCACGUCGGUACCCCUCAGGAUGUCUGUUCCUCAGCAUCCUCUGCCUGAUCCUGCUGGUGGUUGUCAUCAUCCUCAGCAUGAAGCUUGUAACGGGAUCCAAGGUCUGCCCGGAGAGACAGGAAACACCAGCGGACCCAGCGAUCCGGCCAUCUUCCCCAAGCUGCAGCUACGAGCAGUGUCAGGCUCAGUACCCCAGCAGUCAACGCAGAAACUUCGGCUGCCGACAGUGUGCAUCCGGGUGGCUGAGCUACGGACGCUCGUGUUUUUACCUGUCCACCUUCAGGCUGAGCUGGGACGAGAGCCAGAGGAACUGCACUGCCAGCGGGGGGUCUCUGGCCGUCAUCGGCAGCCAGACCACGCAGAAUUUCCUGACGAAGGAGGGAGAUCUGAAAUACUGGAUCGGGCUGAGACAGAAAGGAGACAGGUGGGCCUGGGUCAAUCACAGCGCGGUGCAGCAGAGUUAUUGGUCUAAAGACGAAACAUCGGGGGACUGUGGGAUCCUGGACAGCACCGGGCCACAGGACAAGAACUGGAUCAAGGCGUCCUGCCAAGCCUACACCUACUUCAUCUGUCAGCUGCAGUUCUGACACAUGAAGCAGCAGAUGAAGCGAAGGAAGCACAGAAGACGAAGACAUUCCAAACUGUCCGUUUAGCUCGCGUCUAAAUCAAUAGCAUCCAGCGAAGGACCAUAACGUUCCUAGACAAUCAGUUGUUUAAGUAACUGAAUUAGAUUUUUGUAUUUUCUUGCAGUGUUGUAGCAAAUAGUUUGACACUGACACACAUUUUAUACUGUAUUGCUCUGCUGUACGAUCUCUUCAGAAAUUAAGGCCAGUCAUUUUGUCUAAUCCCUUUUUUAUGCUCAUAAAAUAUACUACACAGCUUAA
Betta splendens (Siamese fighting fish) is the source of this 1320-nucleotide messenger RNA. RefSeq lists its product as uncharacterized. The record is from RefSeq and is a predicted model, not a curated record. The transcript has 6 exons. Bases 316 to 1023 code for a protein of 235 amino acids. Lineage: Eukaryota; Metazoa; Chordata; Actinopteri; Anabantiformes; Osphronemidae.